GGCCUUCAAAAAUAAAAUGUAAUUAUGAUUUUACUUCUUACUAUGUUUGGGUUAGUAAGAAAUGAAGAUGAGGUAAAAAGUAACUGCAUACAAAUAUUAAUGUGUAAUGCGCAGAGAAUUGAAAAUAAAAAAAUCAUCUUACAGCGCUUCACAUUUACAAAUAUAAAACCGAAGCUAAGAAAAGACACUUCCACUCAAACAUGCAAGAAUGUCACCGCGUUAGAUUAACAAAACAAACCAGCUGGCAUCUGCAAGCAUGCUUUUCUCAGAACUAGCGUUAUCUUUAUUCUGAACGGUAAGGGAGAGGAGGAUAAGAUGCUUCGGCUGCAGGUGUCAUGCAAUGAUAUAUUUGGAGGAAGUCUAACAUGGCUCACCGAGCGGCAAGUGUUAAACAUUUGUAAAGCUAAAAACGUGUCUGUCAAAUGUGCAAGGUGUGGUAUGACGGCAAAUAUAAAAAAAAUAACCAGUCAACCAGACAAUACUAAAAAAUGAGGGGAAAAAAGUUACUAGAGUUACUUUUUUAACAAGAAAUUUAAGGGCUUUUUUCUAUUUCAAAAAAGGCAUGUUCUUCGUAAUUAUUUGCGAAAACUUUCCACACCAUGUUUUUUAGUGCGCUUCGAGACGCGUGGUGUUGUAGAGAAAGAUGACUUCCUGUAGGGGGCGGCAGUGCCACAGCCAUCAUGUGCUUCUGGCGCGCACGAAGAUAAUACUUUUAUCCCAUUAUAUAAAUGUCGAAUUAAUUUUACGACGUUUAAGUCAUCACGUUUCAGGGUUAGGAUAGGACUGUAUGGAAAUCUAGAAUCAGAAGGUGCGAAAUAAAUAAAUAAAUAGAAAAAAAUAGCCGUUAAAGUUGUCCAAAUAAGGUUCUUAUCGAGGCACGUUACUAACUAAAAAAAGCUUGAUAUAUUUACGUUAGGAAAUUUACAAAACAUCUUCAUGGAGCGCGAUCUAAUGAUUUUUAUCUUUGGCAUAAAAGAAAAAUCGAUCAUUUUGACUCAUGCAGUGACUUGCUAUAAAUAUACCCCUGCUGCUAAAAACUGGUUUUGUGCUCCAGGGUCAUGUUAAAGUGCGAUUUGUUGUUAUAACUAUCACUUUGAGGACUAUUAUCCUGCUUGGUGGAAACGUCCCCGCUGACGUCACCGCGUACGGCGGGACUACAACUACCGGAGCGUCACGAGCGAGUCCGUGCUAGCGCGCGCGUUAACGUUACUCCUCUCCUCGACCGGGAGCACGGCAGCUCUCCUAACUCAACCCCGUCAGCCGGGAGCGAGCGAACGCCGUCGCUCGCUUUUCUCCCGGAAAGCCCCGUCGAACCGGCUGUUUCCCCCGAGUGCCGUUGCACUUCCGGGUUUCGAGCAAGCGUCUUUUCCCGAGGAUCAGCUGUGAUGAUUGAAUGAGCAAACGGAGAGGAGCGAGCGACUCCCGAAGGCUGUGCUCCCGGUAAUCGCAGCGUGGCGGGAUAAAGCCGCUUCCCCCGAAGGUUGCCUCUCAUCUCCUCUCUGAGGAAAAGCCGCUGUUAUCAUUCUGAAGAGAUGUCAACGGUGACUCAUCCCGCCGCUCUGAUAUAGCGCGCCUCCUUCUUGCGAGUUGUGCCGGAUCCGUAACACUCGGUUGAUAUUGUGAUGAAGGUCCGCUGAGCUCGGAGUCUCCAUCCGGACUGCGUUGUAUCGGGAGGUUGUCGCGCUUUUCCGUAUUUUGCGCGUCCCGCCGGCUGGAGGGCGACGCGCACGCGAGCGCCCGGGCGGUUUUUCUUGAUUUCAUGAGUGUUAAAGUGUCGCCGGUUGGACGAUGAAGAAGUUCUUCGACGCCCGUCGGGAGAUGGCGAGCUCCGGACCCGCGUCUGGAGCCGCUGCGGGGGGCGGCGCGGGGUCCGGCGCGUUUAUCGGACGCGUUUUCUCCAUCGGACGGUAUCAAGUGACCGUGGAGGAGACCGUAGCGGAGGGUGGUUUCGCUAUCGUGUUUCUGGUGAGGACCCAUCAGGGCGUCCGUUGCGCGCUCAAGAGAAUGUAUGUCAACAAUGAACAUGACCUUCAAGUAUGCAAGAGGGAAAUUCAGAUUAUGAGGGACCUCGUGGGUAACAAAAACAUCGUUGGGUUUAUGGACUCCAGCAUCACGGCAGUAGGUUCAGGAGACGUUUGGGAAGUUCUCAUAUUGAUGGACUUCUGUCGAGGUGGGCAGGUUGUGAACCUGAUGAACCAGCACCUGCAGACUGGAUUCAGAGAGCCGGAGGUGCUGCAGAUCUUCUGUGACACGUGUGAAGCCGUCGCUCGGCUACAUCAGUGCAAAACUCCCAUCAUCCACCGGGACCUUAAAGUGGAGAACAUCUUGCUGCAUGACAGAGGACAUUAUGUCUUAUGUGAUUUUGGCAGCGCUAUCAACCGCUCCCAGAAUCCACAAACAGAAGGUGUGGCGGCUGUAGAAGAAGAAAUCAAGAAGUACACUACUCUUUCAUACCGGGCCCCAGAAAUGGUCAAUCUAUAUGGAGGCAAAGUUAUCACUAGUAAAGCAGAUAUAUGGGCUCUGGGCUGCUUGUUGUACAAGUUGUGUUAUUUCACAUUGCCGUUUGGAGAGAGUCAGGUGGCCAUCUGUGACGGCAGCUUUACCAUCCCAGACAACUCCCGCUACUCACACGACAUGCACUGUCUCAUCCGUUAUAUGCUGGAGCCAGACCCUGACAUGAGACCAGAUAUCUACCAGGUGUCAUACUUGGCCUUUAAACUGGCGCGGAAAGAGUGCCCAGUACAGAAUAUCCACAAUUCAAUAAUUCCAACAAAACUCCCGGAGCCAAUCAGAGCGAGUGAAGCCGUGGCCAAGAAGAGUCAAAACAAAGCCCGGCUCACUGAUCCAAUCCCUACAACCGAGACGUCCAUAGCACCACGGCAGCGGCCCAAGGCUGGCCAAGCUCAACCCAUCGCAGGCAUCCUGCCCAUCCAGCCAGCCCUCACUCCUCGUAAAAAAGCCAACGCACCUGCAGGACACGGCCAGCCAAUCGGUGUUAACAUGGCUUCCCAAUCACAGGUUCCUGUCGCUCAGCAUCAAGCCACGCCCACUCCAAUGCAGGCCACUCCCUCUCCACCCCAGACCACACCCCAACAUGCACAACUUUUUGUGCAGCAGCAAAACACAGCCUUCUUUACUGCUCAACAGCAGCAGCACUCAACGCAGACCUCUGUCUUACCUGCUCAAACGGUUGCAUCAUCCUCCACCCCUGUUUCUACACAGUCUAAGCCUAAGAACAGGGCACCCCCUCCGCCCAUACACCACCCUCAAACCAACCGUCUCGCAUUAUCAUCAGCCCCACAGACAAAAACCAAAGCAACGGCCCCGGUCCCGCCUACAGAGUGCUCACGUAGUAACAGUAUAGAUGGCGAUAUCACUGCGACCUUGUCUGCCCAACCUAAAACCAAAGCUAUGGCACCUCCACCCCCCACAUCACACGCCUCCACCCUCCCUCCACCUAAAACCACCUCAGCACCAUCCGCUGACUCUGAAGUGGACCCAGAGCAGAGGUCUGUUGGCGGAAGUCGUGGAGUGCAUAAAGUCGGCUCCUUGACUCCACCCUCUUCUCCCAAGACCGCCCCAAAAGGAGGCCACAGACGAAUUCUGAGUGAUGUCACACACAGCACCAUAUUUGGAGUUCCUGUGAGCAAGUCCACUCAACUGCUUCAAGCUGCUGCUGCAGAGGCCAACCUCAACAAGUCCAAGUCAGCUAGCACCACUCCUUCUGGUUCCCCAUGUUCAUCACAGCAGAGUGUUUAUCAGUCAGGGGAUGCUUCGGGACCCUCGGUUGGAGCCCCUGCAUCCUGGAACCCCUUCGGCGAUGACAAUUUCUCUAAACUCACAGCGGAAGAGCUACUCAACAAGGACUUUGCCAAACUGGAUGCUAACACAGCCGAGAGAUCCUGCCCUGAAAAUCUGAUUUCUGGGUUGCAGUCCACGUCUUCAAAUAAAGGCUUUCUCCAGGGAGGAGAGAAGUUGAUCGAGGGUUUGAAGUCUCCAGAGCCCUCUUCCUCCCUGAUUCUCCCUGACCUUCCCUUGAAUGACCCCUUCAGCCCUGCAGACUGUAGUCAUGCUGGGAUGGAUUCUCUAAUCCCUGGUCUGGAUCCUCUACAGACUGAUCCUGGGUCAGCUGCACUACCAGAAUCUUUGGUUGGACGGGAUUCUCUCUUGGACGGGCCUCUCCUCUCCCACCCCUCCACUGGGGGUCUGAUACUGGCCUCUUCCCCCUCGUCUCUCCCCACACCAUCUACGGACCACUUUACCUCUUCUGCUUUGAGUAGCGGACAGUUCCACCAGGCCACUGAUCCAGCUCUCCAGGCUCUCUCAGGCUUCCAGUCCUCUGAGACUGGGGACCAAAGCUCCGAUAACCAGUUUGACCCAAUUCCAGUGCUUAUCUCCAAAGGCUCCAGCCAAGGUGGUCACUCGCGCAGCAACAGUGGCAGUUCUGAGACCAGUCUGCCCUCGCUGGCACGCUCCCUUCUGCUGGUGGACCAACUCAUCGACUUGUAGAGGAUACAGAGAGAGGCAGAUGAAUAGAGAGACAGGGAGAGGGCAGCGUGCAAUUCUUACAUUUACAGCGAGAGCUUUAAAACCUCAAUCUGAAGCAGUCCCAUAAACCCUGUCCACCCUCGCACACAUUUCCCUUUGACAUUCUUUUCACAUUUGCCGUAUGUCUCUCUUCUGCUGAACCAUAAACAUUCUCAUCAACUCUAUCAUCGAUUUAUGCUUCAGGAUGUCAAAACAUGGCAGCCGGUGAUUAUUUAUGUCAACUUUGGAAAUACGCGGGACGGCAAGCCGAAAGCCACAGACACGUAAUUCUUUGUCUUAAAUCGUGUGGCGUUUCAAAAUAAAACUGACGAUUGAACGAGAAGGAAUGCAGGAAGGGAUCUGAUUCGAUCCACUUCAUUUUAAAAGUUUGAGGUUGGUAAGAUUUGAGUGUUUUCAAAAGAAGUCUCUGAUGUUCACCAAGGCUGCAUUCGUUUGGUUAAAAUAAUAAAGUAAAUACUGCGAAAUUGUGAAAUGUUAUUGUGGAUGAGCUGAAUUUCUCCAGAUUGUAGGGUCAAAUUAUUUAACACGCUGAUUUGCGCAAUAAAACGAUUGCUGUCAGUAUCGAAAACACAAGAAAUCAUUUAUAAUUGAAUAGCUAUUAAAUAAACCUAUAUUGCAUUUGAUUAAUUAGCAUUUUUGCAACAUGUGAACUUGCAAAGAUUUUUUAAAACAUCGCAUUACUGCGUUGUUACCACAUUUACUUAAGAUACUUAAGAAAUUUAGAAAUUAAAAAAUUUCAAAUUAUAUAUAAACUACAGCAUACUCAGCGUGAUUUAAAAAAAUAAAUAAAUAAUUAAAAAUAUAUAUAUAUAUAAUAUAUAUAUAUUUUUUUUUUUUUUGUGAGAAUUUAGUUUGUUUAGGAUAACUAUUUGACGAAUCCAAACGUUUUUGUUACAUGCAUUUCUUUUUCGCUUAUGAUCAAUUAAUUGCUUCCUUGCUGAAUAUUACUUUCAAAAAAGAAAAACGAUCUUUCUGACCCCAAACUUUUGGAUGAUACUGUAAGUUUUUGUCAGGUACUACCCAACACGAGUCUGACACUGCAGGUGUGUUGUUGGUAUCAAACCGCAGCACUCAAAAAGCUGAUAGCUACCUUAAAAUGCCAGUGCCAUUAAAACAGAACCGGAGUGUUCGCGUGUGCUUAUAUGUGACCCUGGACCACAAAACUAGCGUUAGUGUCAGUUUUACGAAUUUGAGAUUUAUACAUCAUCUGAAAGCUGAAUAAAUGCUUUCCGUUGAUGUGUGGUGUGUUAGGACAGGACAACAUCUGAGAUACAGCUAUUUGAAGAUCUGGAGCGUGAGGCCUUUAAAGUCAAGUUCUUGGCAAUGCAUAAUACUAAUCAAAACUGUAAUUAUAAUAUAUUUAAGAUAAGAAAUGUACAAAAUAUCUUCGUGGAACGUGAUCUUAAUAUCUUAAUGAUGUUAAAUGGAAAUGAUAAUGUUUACCCACACAAUGUAUAUUCGGCUGUUUCUACAAAUAUAACACCAGCGAUUGUGGUCCAGGGUCACGUAUGUGUUGGUCCUUGAAAGCUGUAAAGUUAAAAUGAUCAGCAGUCAAAUAUAUGAAGUGCUGUAAAUGAAAAGCUGCCAUCAUUUUGUUCCUCUGUGAUGUGCUUUCAUCCCAUCGUUUAUUUAUUAGUCGUUCCGUCUCUUCUGCUUCAUUCGUUUCUUCUUUAUACCCCAUGCUUCUUUUUCCUUAGCUUUUUGCUAUGAUUACCGUGCCCUGUGCUGCCCCCAUACUACACAUUCAAUGUUUAUCAUGUAAAGACACGUAAAGGGUAAAUGCACUAUGUAGAUGAAAAGAAAACCUAAAUCAUAUUGAGGGUGAAUCAGGCUGCGAUUUGUACAGGAUGUUUGUACAAACUGAGAAUCUGUAUAAAUGUAUUAUUCUCAAGACACGUGUAAUAAGAGUAUUUAUCUGUAUGUUAGAGCACAAAGUUCUCGUCACGUGUUUCUGGAGGCUGUUUUGGAUAAACUUGAAUACACGGAUAGCGACUAUCAGAGUUCUGCAGUUGUGAAAAGAUCCAGCAUUCAUCCAUCAAGCUUGAAACGAUACAUAAGCUGUUCCAAAAACCUCAUGAGCUGCGCCUGUAGGCGGCAUUUAAGGCAUUAUUUAUUUUUAGCCAUUACCUCCUCAAACACCAACCUCUAUUUUGAGUCUUAACCUCUUUAAAACAGAUAUACGUGUUUGUAAGUUUUCUUGGUUAAGACUGAGCCUAUGACGGACUGCUCUUCCUGAGGUCUCGUCUACUGCGUGGCGUUCACCAGACACCAGAGAUUCAAAUAAAACGAUGAUUCGUUCUUGAGUUACUGCCGGAAAAUAACUAGCUGUCGAAAAACUGUUGUUCAACAGGCAAUGCAGAUUUUUGGGAAAGUGUUAAGGUUUGAAAAGUCAUUCCAGCAAUGAGUAAUAUUUCUCUUGGUUCUGAUUUGUAAGUGAUUUGUUCAAUUGAAUCAGUGUUUCGAACUGGUUCCCAACUGGAGCGCGUUUCCCAAAAGCAUUGUUGGCCAGCUACGGUUGCUAGUUAAGUUUCCUAAAACCGUAUAUUGUCGUUCCAAAGAAUACUCUUUGCUUUUUGUAAAUUUUUGUAGUUGCACCUACUACUGCUCUUGAGUCUUGACCUGUGGCUAGAAGCGUGACAAAAACCCCGAUCACACCAAGCACGAUAACUACUAAAAACCACUCUCAAUAUGAAACGAUAGCAGAGUCCACGCCACAGCUGUAACGAUAACUGUAUCAUUUUCAGAACAAUUUUUCCCAGCUGAUGAACGAUACGAACAUCGACGGCCAAUCAGAAUCCAUCCCGCAAUAGCUGCGUGGACGCUAAUGUGGUUAUCUUUGUAGUUAUCAUUUUGGUGUGAAUGUGGGUUCAAUCAACAAAGCAAACUAAAACUAGUCAAUAGUCCUCAGGCGCCACGUACGUUAUGGCGGCAUUUCUGAAAAAUUACGAAGUUGAGCGAACUGCUAACUGAAUAGCCGCGUAUUGAAAUAAAGCUAGUUGCCGCAGUUUAAAUGCGAUUUAAAAGUGAACGACUUUCUGCUGUGUAAGUGAUCUGUAAUAAAACAUCACUAAAUUAGUAGAUGUUACUACUGGGCGUGACGUCAUUAACAAACGUGGUUGGAACGACAGAGGCGCCAACAGGAGAUGGUAGUAAACGGUGAUAAAUCAGCAAAACGGAUGUUUUGUGGGAAACGCACCCCUUAAAGAUCAUCUGCUGUCACCUGAACGAAUCAAAUAAAUUUUUAGUAGUGCUGUAAGACAAUUAAUCACGAUUAAUCGCAUCCAAAAUAAACGUUUUUGUUUAAAUAAUACUCUCUUAAAAAUAAAAGUGCUUCACGAUGCCAUAGAAGAAACUUGUUGUCUAAAUGGUUCCGUAAAGAACCUGAAAAGGUGUUUCACAAAAGGUUCUUUGUGGAACCAAAAAUGGUUCUUCCGUGGCAUCUCUGCGAAGAACCUUUUGAAGGACCUAUACUUUUAAGAGUGCAUAUGAAUGUGUACUGUGUAUAUAAGAAAAAAUGUAUUAUGUGUACAUGCUAAAUAUAUUUAGAUAAUAAAAUAUAAUAAUAUACGUGUAAGUAUUUUCUAAACGUAUACUGUAUGUGUGUGUAUUUGCAUAUACAUAAUAAAUGAACACAGUACAUAUACAAAUGUAAACAAACUUUUAUUUUGGAGCACUAAAAUUUAGUUUUAUGGAAAAAAAUGUAUAGACAUUCAUUGUCGAAAUGAAAUUUCUAGAAUGCAUCUUUAUUCCUGUAAUACAAUCUAAUGAUAAAAUUAAACGUACAACAUUGUAAAUUGAAAUUAAACUCCUGUUUUACUCCGUAUGCACUUACAUGAAAAUCUGAUAACAGAAAUGGUUAUUAUACUUCAAGUUACCUUUUUGUUAAUGGGCUGAGUGGGUAGAGUUAAAUAUUUCAAAAUGGUGAAAUAUACCAGUCUUAUCACUACCUUAAAGCUGCAUUUAUCAGCACAUAUCAAAUAUAAAACCAUAUAGAGCUCUAUGUAAGAAAAUGUCUUUCCGUACUAUAUGUGUGACGUUUGGGUUUUCGUAAUUAGUUUUAUCUGGAAUAAAAAAAGAUCAUUUCUUUUGCGACGUAACGGCUUAUAGAGUAUACUUUUUUUGUUAAAUGCUAAAACUGUUUUAUUUUGAGUCAUCGUUUUCUUUGAAGCUUGUGCUAAUGUUGCAUCGGUGGAACUUUGUACCGUAAUGUUACUACCCGACCUCGAGAGAAAAUUUCUGAUUUUUUGAUUUCAACGAUUCUGUAUGAGUUUGCAACCUGCCGUAAAAAAAUGCAAGGUGCGAACUGUUCCAAAAUGUACGAAUGAAAUUUUACAAAUUGGCAUUUCAUAGUUAUGAAUUGUCACGAGUUUUCUGUUAUCGAAUCCUUCAUUUUUCCUCCCUUCGCUUGUUUUAAUGUGGCUGACCUAUGCAAUCUGACUGUAGUGCUCAUGUUACUCUACUUAGUCUGAUGUCUGUCUUGUGUUGUAGUGUGUAUUAGAGCCCGUGCCAGGAGAAAAUAAUGACAACAGUAACAGCAAAAAUCGUAUCUAUACUGGAAUGCCAUGGUUUUAUCAUAUGUUAUCAAGAGCCGCAAUCUUUCUGUUCUUAUGCGAUUUAAUGAAAAUUCUGAAAAGAAGGAUAUUAAAUAAAAGUGUAGAUGGGAAAAGAUA
This is a messenger RNA of Puntigrus tetrazona (Sumatra barb), 9218 nucleotides long. RefSeq names its product AP2 associated kinase 1a (gene aak1a). Gene Ontology annotation, molecular function: ATP binding; protein kinase activity. Gene Ontology annotation, biological process: protein phosphorylation. NCBI's taxonomy places the organism in Eukaryota, Metazoa, Chordata, Actinopteri, Cypriniformes, Cyprinidae. The record is from RefSeq and is a predicted model, not a curated record. The transcript is spliced from 20 exons. Bases 1789 to 4509 code for a protein of 906 amino acids.